This is a messenger RNA of Anoplophora glabripennis (Asian longhorned beetle), 2441 nucleotides long. It is a transcript of the gene Vps51, whose product is annotated as vacuolar protein sorting-associated protein 51 homolog. The transcript is spliced from 12 exons. Gene Ontology annotation, biological process: lysosomal transport; Golgi organization; retrograde transport, endosome to Golgi. NCBI's taxonomy places the organism in Eukaryota, Metazoa, Arthropoda, Insecta, Coleoptera, Cerambycidae. Gene Ontology annotation, cellular component: membrane; GARP complex; EARP complex. The record is from RefSeq and is a predicted model, not a curated record. Bases 135 to 2357 code for a protein of 740 amino acids.
UGUCAUAUACGUGUAAAAUUUAUUAAUAUUUAAAAAGGAUUUUAAAUGAUUUGUGUUUAUUUUAAACCUAUAUAGGUUAUUAGUUAAGCGUUUAUUAUAAAGCAGAACAAAGUAUCAUAUAUAUUUUUCUGGCAAUGGCAGAGAAAAAGUCCAACCCACUGGACAUAAAUGGUUCAACUUUUAAUCCUAAUUUAUACUUAGAAAAAUUAUUUAAGGAAUGUACACUUCGUCAAGUAAUGGAUCAUGAAAAUGAAAUCAUUAAGGACACCCAAACGUUACACUCGGAUAUGCAGACUCUAGUCUAUGAGAAUUAUAACAAAUUUAUUUCUGCCACUGACACAAUUAAAAAGAUGAAAAACGAUUUCAAGAAAAUGGAAACUGAAAUGGACUUAUUGGCUUCUAAUAUGGCAUCGAUAACCUCUUUUUCUGAUCAGAUUAAUUCCACGCUUCAUGACACAAGGGAAAAGAUUAGUAAACUUUCGGGUGUACACACUUUAUUGCAGCGACUGCAGUUUUUAUUUAAAUUGCCAGCCACAUUGAAAUCUCGAAUGGAAGAAAAAAAUUAUAUUCAAGCCACACAAGACUACUUGCAUGCACAGAGAGUUUUACAACAAUAUGGAGACUUGCCUUCCUUUCAAGGUAUAAAAACUGAUUGCGAGUCAAUUCUCAAGGAACUGAAAACUGAAUUACGAAAACAGUUUUGCAAUUCCAAUGCCUCGGCCAAGGAAUUGACUGAAUCGGUGGACCUACUCCUGCAAUUAGAUGAACCUGCAAAGGAAUUAUGUUUAGAAUUCUUAUCAUGUGCAGAAAAACGUUUAAGUGAGCAAUUGGUUAUGUUGAAAGAUCAGAGCGAGCAGAGGGAUAUCAUCGAAUUUGUCGAAUUGGGUUGUUCGGGAUUUUUGAGCGAUUUGUGUUUGGUUAUUGCAUCUUUUCACGAUAUGUUCAUUAACAGAGUUAAUGCAGACAAUUUAGAAAACAGUGAAAUAUUUGAGAAUUUCGCUGCUGUGGAGCUGCAUUCCUUUGUAAAGACGAAUAUGAAAAACUAUUUUGAUCUGGUUCAAAGUAAAGUUGAUUCGGAACAGGAUGUUGGGGAUACCAGUGUCUUAGUUCAGGCUUUAGAUAGAUUCUACAGGAGGAUAGAAGCAAAUACGUUGUGCAAAGAUAUCGAUUUUGCAAAUACCGCUACAGAAAUUGUCAUAAAUGCUGGGCGGAAACAAUGCAAAGCUCAUCUCCAGAUCCUCAAAAUGCAUUUUGCGGAUAUGUUGACUAAAGUAAGGCAAACCUUAACAACGCCUAAGCUUAUAAGCCAAGAGGAUUCAUCGAAGAACCUAAAUGAGUUGCUGAACUCGUUAAUAAUGACUAUAGUUGAAAAAAUAAAGGGAGUUUUGCAGGAUUUGGUUGUUUUUAUCCAACCCGAGAUCAAUUUCGCACAGAAACCUCAGUUCAAAGACAGUUUCUGUGUCGACAAUGUGCGAGAGGGUCUUAUAGUAUGUUUCAUGCACCACUUCACAGCGACAGCUCGAAGUUUUUGUUCAACGGGCGCUGCAGAUCCUAAAGUACCUCCAACGUUGCUUCUUCUACUGUCGAAGCUCUGUUUGGAUUUCAGGAAUGGCAGUGUGCACUUUUUGUUAUCGCAAACCGAUGAGCUAUUCCAAAUAAAUCCAAAGCAAAAUACAGCGUUGACCACUGAGAGUGAGAUCAAUAGCACCAUGCAGGAAUCGGCGCAGGAACUUCUUAAUUAUUAUGUGAGGAUUCAGGGUCUUAAUUGUUCGCAGAUGUUGAGGAAAAGCGUUGAAACCAGGGACUGGUUACAUACUAUCGAGCCAAGGACGGUACGUGCCGUCAUGAAAAGGGUUGUAGAGGACAUCUCCGCAAUCGAUGCCACCGUUGCCUUGUUGUACGAAGAUCAAGGCACUGCUACUGAACAUUCCAGCGAUUCUAGUCGCAAAACACACAGUAUAUCAGUUUCGAGACAUCAGUACCGAUCCAACUGGUCCAGUUACACACCUAACCACCUCGACUCAACUCUGGUCUCGAACAUGCAUAAGCUUUUCAGCGAACGAAUCGAAAUAUUCUCUACGGUAGAGUUUAAUAAAGUGUCGAUACUGACAGGUAUUAUUAAAAUCAGUCUGAAGACCUUUAUGGAGUGCGUCAGGCUAAAAACCUUCAGUAAAUAUGGACUGCAACAGAUCCAAGUGGAUACUCACUAUCUCCAGUUGUACUUGUGGCGAUUUGUGGCCGAUGAGAAUCUUGUCCAUUUUCUGUUGGACGAAAUUUUGGGGUCGGCGGUUCAUCGUUGCCUAGAACCCGUGUUAAUGGAACCCAGUGUUGUUGAUAUAAUAUGUGAAAGGGGUUAAGUGGGAAUAAGUUAUAAUUUUGUACCUGUAAGCAUCAAACAUGUUUUAUGUUUAACAGCUUAUUUGUUUGAAUAAAUAAUACGA